This is a messenger RNA of Prorocentrum cordatum, 5466 nucleotides long. NCBI's taxonomy places the organism in Eukaryota, Dinophyceae, Prorocentrales, Prorocentraceae. The record is from the annotation of a GenBank genome assembly.
AUGAGACCGCCGGGUUUUCAGCCAGCGGCAGCUGCCGCGGCCGACGUUUUGCCAGCUGCUCCUGAUGGACAGCAGGCCGACGAGGGCGAGGAGGAGGCUCGCCCGAGGGUGCUGAAGGCACCUCACGAGCCCUCUCAGAGGGAGAUCGUCGAGCACGAGGCGAUGGGACACGCGACCUACCGCAGCUGGUGUCGCGUGUGUAUUGCGGCAAAGGGCCAAGGCCAGCCGCAUCUCCGCGCACCGGAGGACGACGAGACGGCGGUGCCGGUGGUCUCGUCCGACUACGCCUUCAUGGGCCAGGACGACGCGGACACCAUGCCGAUGCUGGUCCUUAGGGAUCGACGCUCGAAGAUGAUGGCAGCGACAUUCGUGGAGAAGAAGGGCGACGACGCCUACGCCAUCAAGUUCUUCGCACGCUUCUUACGGAUCCUGGGCUACAGGAAGAUCGUCAACAAGUCCGACGGCGAGCCAGCGAUCCUGCUGGUCAAGAGGCGUGCGGUGGAGGAGGUUCCUGGCCUCGAGGCCAUUCCCCAGGAGUCGGCACCGGCCGAUCAUCAGGCCAAUGGGGAGAUCGAGGUCACGGUGCGCGAGAUCAAGAAGCAGGUGCGGGCGCUCAAGAUGGACCUGGAGUCCAAGCUGGGCGUCAAGGUGGAGGACAAGCACCCAGUGCUGGCGCACCUGCCGGAGCACGCCGCAUCGGUGAUCAACCGAUACAGGCGCGGCCAGGACGGCAAGACCGCUCUUCAGCGGCUCACGGGACGGCAGUGGAGGAAGCCGGUCCCGCUCUUCGGUGAGCGCCUGAUGGUGCGGUUCGCCGGGGAGCGCGCGAGGAAGAACGCGCUGGAGGAGCAGAUGGUGGAGGCUCGCUACAUCGGCCACCACCCGCGCGACGGCUCGAUGAUGGUCAUCACGAGCGACGGUGUGAAGAAGGCGGUCGGCUUUCGCAGCCUGCCGCAGAGCGAGAAGUGGAUCACGGCGGGCUGGGACAGCCUGAAGGGCCUGCCGUGGGACGUGGCUCCGCGUGCGGCCAGUGCGCCGCGAGCCAUCGUCGGACCGGGAGAGGCCGGUCCGCCACCGAUUGUGGUGGUGCCGCCGCAGCCGCAGGCGCCGAGGAGGAUGUACGUUCUCAAGGCGGACGUCGAGCGGCUGGGCGCAACGCCGGGAUGCCCAGGGUGCGUCUCGAUCGCCAAGCACGGCAAGGUGCUGGCUGGCCAUGCGCACAACGCGGUGUGCAGCAAGAGAAUCUUCGAAGCGCUGGACGCUGAGGAGGCAGGCCGGGAGAGGACCGGCCAGUAUCGAGAGCGGAGGCAGGGCCAAGAGGCCAGAGUCCGCCCGGCGGCAGCGGCCGCGGCAGGGACCCCUCCGCCGAAGACGGCUCGGAGGAUCACCGAGCCGGUGGCAGCGGCGGCGUCGGCGCCGGCCGCGAGCCGAUCGGCAGCAGCGCCAGCCGCAGCGGCGCGCAUGCGAGAGAGCCAGCCGGGAGCAUCAGGCUCCGGCGUGGCGGCUCCUUCAGGAGGAGCGAGCUCCAGUUCGGGAGCAGUGAGAGCGGCAGAGGCCGCCGAGGAUGUCGACAUGACCGCGACCAGGUCGCGGCUGAAGCGCUUGGCGGAGGUGGCCCCGGAUGACGUGCCGGAGGCCCUCGAGCGCGGUGAUCCACAGCCGGCAGACGUGCCGGUACCGGUGGACAUGGAGGAUCUCGCGGCGCAGCCGGCGCCAGCGGAGGGACCUCAGCUGCCAGCUGGAGUGGCAGUCGUGUGGAACGCCAGUGAGGGGAGACACAUGCGGGUGCUCGCUCUCGACGUGGCGUCGAUCGAGCUGGUCGAGCUCGGAGUGCUGACGAGAGCGAAGGCGGAGUUGCUUCCGCUCGUUCGCGAGCAGGUCAGCGGCCAUUGGGCCAGCGUCGGCGUGGACAUCGCCGACGAAGAGGUGGACAGCAUCGCCUUAUCGGCGUUGCAGCUGGGCGCCGUGGACGUGGCAGAGGUGUACUCGCCACAUCGGUUCUCGGCUCGGGCGGCGGAGUUUCAGCUGCGCCCGGGCUUCGCGGCGGACCUGGAGGAACUCAAGGAGGACGGGGCGCCGUGGGACUUGCGGCGACCCGAGGAUGUCAAGGAGCUCGAGGAGCAGCAGGAGCGGAUGGAUCCCAUCCUGCUCACAGGGUCCCCUCCAUGCGAGAAGUUCAGCUUGCUGAGGGGCCUGAGCGCCAAGUUCAGGACCGAUGAGCAGGAGGCGGCUGAGAUGGAGGAGGCCAGACACCACCUGAAGGUGGCAGUCGACGCCUACUGGCGUCAGCUCAGGAAGCCAGGCAGGUACUUCCUGCAUGAGCAUCCCUGGAGCGCGCGAUCGUGGAAUGAGGACAUCGUCAAGGAGCUGGUCGCGCAUCCAGGAGUCUUCACGGUCAAAGGCCCCAUGUGUCGGUGGGGCAUGAAGCUCACGAACCCACGCAGUGGCCAGGAGGAGUUCGUGCGCAAGGAGACCGGGUGGGUCACCAACCACCCAGGCUUAGCCCGGAGACUGCAGGGCACUUGCAGCAAUGUGGACGGACGCGCGGAGUGGCAUCGCCACAUCACGCUCGUGGGCGGCAUCGCGCGGUUCGCGAAGGUCUAUCCACCGAAGUUGGUGGAGGCGGUGCUGGAGGAGCUCAAGGACACGCUGAAUGACGUGGGGGAGCUCAGCACCGCCCAGGUGCAGCAGUCGGGCCCAGUCCCUGUGGACGCGGCGGUGCCGCCCGGGGACUGGACGAGCUACUGGGACGACGUCAAUGGCGGCUACCUGGAGGCGGGCCUUGUGGCCCAGGCUCGCGCGGUCGAGCGCGAGUGGGUCAAGAAGCAGGAGCUGAUCGAGAUCGAGUCGCUUCGCAGGAAGGGCAGGAAGCCGGGCAACUUCAAGAUCGGCUUCUUCGACAUCAGCAGGGCGCACUUCUACGGGAAGGCGCAGCGGAGGAUCUUCGUGGAGCUGGAGGAGGAGAGUCGCAAGGAGUACGGUGAGGACAAGUGUGGCUUACUCCUCAAGUCCUGGUACGGCACGCAGGACGCCAGCAAGAUCUGGCAGGGCGACUACACGGAGCUGUUGGAGGAACACGGCUACAAGGCGGGCGUGUCAUGCCCAGCGGUCUUCUACAAGGAGGUGGACGAGACGAGGCUGCUGGGGCACGGCGACGAUUUCGCGGUGCUGGCUCAGCAGCAGGACAUCGACAGCUUCGAAGCCACGUUAGGCAAGAAGUACGAGUUCAAGAAGACUGCGAACCUCGGCUUCGACGAGGGCGACGACAAGCAGGCGGUCUUCCUGAAUCGGGUCAUCGAGGUCAGUGCGGGAGUUCCGCCUGGCGGUGGCCGGCCCUGCCGGCAUGCGAUGAUUGAGCCGGACAAGCGGCGCGCAGAGAUCGUGAUCGACGAGCUGGGUCUCAGCAAGGCCAACGGCGUGGACACGCCGAUGGAGAAGCGCAGCGCCGACAAGCAGAUGAUGGACGCGAAGUCGGCGGCGCUGGGAACGGCGGAAGCUCCGCGCUUCCGAUCCCUCACCAUGAGGGUGGCCUACCUGUCUCAGGACAGGCUGGACCUGGCAGAGGCAUCGAAGACGCUCGCUAGGUCCAUGCAGACGCCGACGGAGGCGAGUUGGCUCAUGCUCAAGAGGGUUGGUCGCUACCUCAAGCGGCAUCCCAGUACGGUGACGGUUUUCACGGAGCAGAAGAUGUUCGACAAGAUCCGGGUGUACGUGGACUCCGAUCAUGCGGGCUGCGCAGUCACUCGGAAAAGCACCGGAGGCUUCGUGGCGAUGCUGGGGCAUCACGUCAUCAAGCACGGCAGUAAUCUUCAGUCGACGGUCUCUCUGAGCAGUGGAGAGAGCGAGUACUACGCCCUGGUGAAGGGCGGGAGUGUGGGCCUGGGUCUACACAGCCUCUUCGCAGAUUGGGGGCUGGACCUGAAGGUGGAGCUCGCCUCAGACUCAUCGGCGGCCCGGGGCCACGUCCAACGGCGAGGUCUCGGGAAGAUGCGACAUGUUCAAUCCCGAUACCUGUGGAUCCAGGAGCGCGUGGGCAAGGGCGACCUCUCGAUCGCCGCGGUUCCUGGUAAGAACAAUGUCGCGGACGUGCUGACCAAGAGCGUGGAUGGGCGCGUCGGCUUGGACGCGCCCGCGUGUGACGUGGAGAUGGGCGUGUCGGCUUGGUAUACCCUGAGGUUCCUCGCAGCAGCGGUGACCAGCACUGGCGCCGAGGCGGCGGCGCACGGCACGCGCGCCGGCGUGGCGCGCGGCCGGAUCGGCAGCAUGCAGCUGCUGGAGGAGGUGGGGGACGCGCCGAAAGCGGAGGACUCGUCGGAGGUGCUGCUGCCGCCGAAGGCGGACGCGUGCUCCAACGCGACCUCGAAUUGUUGGGACACCAAGUGCUGCAAGGACGACGGCCUCACGUGCUUUGCCCAGGACCUUGGGUGGGCGCAGUGCAAUGCGAGCUGCGAGGAGGGCGCGGUCUGGUCCUCCGCCGACCCGAACUACGUGCAGACGAAGUGGUCCUGCGCCCGGGUGGUCACGCACUUGUCCGCGGGCGCCGCCACGAGGCAGCUCGAUGUGCCCGCCAGGAGCGCGAAACCCCCUGCACAGCCGCGGGGCGAGCAGUGCGCCGUGGAGGGCGAGUACUGCGGGCGGCGGCCCUGCUGCGAGGGCUCAGGUACAAAGUGCUUCAAGAAGAACGCGAUGUGGGCUUCAUGCAGGAAUGAGUGUACGCCAGGCAUCGACAAGAACGACCCGAAGUGGGCACGGACCCCGUGGAGCUGCGAGGAGUUAGCGCCACCGAUAGACGUUGUCGGUGAGGAGACCUUGUUCUGCUUCGCCCUGAUGCUGCCAGACUCCUACGAGGUCGGCCUCAUCCAGACGCAGCUCGACGCGCAGGCGGGGAUCUUCGGGUGCGACGCUUCGGCAGUCUACAGCAACCAGAGCAUCAAGAUGAGCUCCAAGGUCUCGAAGGCGUCGCUGAAGACGCAGGUCGUGCCGGGCUCGCUGCACUGCGAGCUCGGCGGCCAGUACUGGACCGCGCUCAACACCGAGAUCUUCGUGCGGGUCUGGAAGAAGGUCGCGAGCGGGAAGGAGUUCGGCGCGCACGGCUGGACCGUCAAGGCGGACCCGGACGCCGUGAUCCUCCCGCGGCGGCUGCGCCUCAGGGCGGGACGGUCCAGGUUCCUGUCCGGGCGGCAGGACAAGGUGUACAUGAACAACUGCCAGUUCGGGCUGCACGGUCCGGUGGAGAUGAUGUCUUUGGGGGCCAUGGUGGCGUACCGGGACGGCAUCGACAGGUGCGUGGAGGAACUGAAGGAGGAGUUCAGCCAGUACGGCGAGGACGUGUUCUUGCGCGAGUGCCUGCAGUUGGUCGGGGUCGACAAAGUGGAGGACUUCAGCAUGAUGAAGGAGACCCACUGCGACUGGUACGGCGAGGUUGAUCAGGACACCCGUCCCGCGGGUGGGUCGAGGGCCGGGUAG